Paralichthys olivaceus (Japanese flounder) is the source of this 509-nucleotide messenger RNA. Lineage: Eukaryota; Metazoa; Chordata; Actinopteri; Pleuronectiformes; Paralichthyidae. The record is from RefSeq and is a predicted model, not a curated record.
UCUCCCCGCCCCAACUGCUCCGUUUCCUGUUUCCGGUCGCUCUUCCAUCACUUCCGCUGCCGUUGCUGCGACACCGGACGUCAACAUCAAUGGCGGACAAGGAGAAACGCCGGCCCGGGGCUGCUCCUCCUGGGAUGCCCGAGUGCAAAGCCACCAAGUCGGACAGCGACAGGGAGUUUCUGUUGCAGGCGGGUGUCGGGGAGCUGCUCCGCGGCGCCAUCUUGAAGAUGGUGGAGGCCAGGUCGGAAGAUCCCAUCGGCUUCCUCGCAGACCACUUCUGCAACCUCGCCUCCAUGACGGAGAGCGGCUCGGCCGGAGGCUGCGACGCGGAGCCGCUGAGCAACGCGCCGCUGAGUGCAGGCGCCCAGGAGCAGCAGCAUCUCAACCGGGCGCUGUGGCACCUGCGGCUGGCGCACCACUCCCAGAGAUCUGCCUUCAGCAACAACGUCCGCGUGGCCUACGACCUCCUCAACCUCACUGGGCCCCAAAGACAUCCAGGUGAGGCUCCA